Molecule: messenger RNA, 1066 nt
Organism: Anolis sagrei ordinatus
Lineage: Eukaryota; Metazoa; Chordata; Lepidosauria; Squamata; Anolidae
Gene: PTF1A
Product: pancreas associated transcription factor 1a
Biological process (GO): developmental process; regulation of transcription by RNA polymerase II
Molecular function (GO): RNA polymerase II transcription regulatory region sequence-specific DNA binding; DNA-binding transcription factor activity, RNA polymerase II-specific; protein dimerization activity
Source: RefSeq, a predicted model, not a curated record
CUCGGGGGAGAGAGAGAAAGAGAGAGAGAGAGAGAGAGGAAGAGAGAGAGGAAGAGCCUAGGAAGCGCAAGGAAGCAGUCCGGGCGCAGCAGGCGGCCAAGGGGGGAAAGGACCGGCUUCUCCUGCCCCUCCCGCCAUGGAGGCCGUCCUGCUGGAGCACUUCCCCUCCGGCCUGGACGCCUUCUCCUCGGAGCCUUACUUCGACGACGAGGACUUCUUCACAGACCACUCUUUGGACGGCGACGAGCUCUUGGAAGGCGAGGCGGGCUUCUCUGAGGCGCCCUUCCACGCCUGCUUCCGAGGGGUUUCCGAGGGCGCUUCCGAGGGCUUCUCUCCUUCCUCGCCGCCCCUCCUGCCUAACUUCGAGGGCUAUUCUCCCGGAGGUGGCGGCCUGAAGGCGCUCAAUGCGGCGUCGCGGCGUCGGAGGAGAGUGCGUUCCGAGGCGGAGCUGGCCCAGCUGCGCCAGGCGGCCAACGUGCGGGAGCGGAGGCGGAUGCAGUCGCUGAACGACGCCUUCGAGGGCCUGCGCGCCCACAUCCCCACGCUGCCUUACGAGAAGCGCCUCUCCAAAGUGGACACGCUGCGCCUCGCCAUCGGGUACAUCCACUUCCUCAGCGAGCUGCUCCACGCCGAGGCGCCCCUCCGAGGACACGGCGCCGGGACCAGCCCCUGCCCGCCCAGGAAGGUCAUCAUCUGCCACCGAGGAACCCGAUCCCCUUCCCCAAGUGACCCUGACUAUGGACUUCCUCCCUUGGCUGGCCAUUCACUCUCAUGGACUGAUGAGAAGCAGCUCAAGGAACAAAACAUUAUCCGAACUGCCAAAGUGUGGACCCCAGAAGACCCCAGGAAGUUAAGCAACAAGCCUUCCCUCAACAACAUUGAGAAUGAGCCACCCUUUGACUUCAUAUCAUGAAACCUGAAUGUUAUUGGAAUGUAAAUAGCAAGUCUUUCUACUAGUGUACAUUUGUAUUUAAAGACCAUAUUUUCCAAGAGGUGCUUUUGAAUGAAAAAAACGAAGACUUAUUCUAAUGGCAAUCAACUUUUUUAUUUAUCUAUUUAUUGCUUA